This is a messenger RNA of Morus notabilis, 2503 nucleotides long. Its product is annotated as probable glutamate carboxypeptidase AMP1. The transcript has 10 exons. Bases 126 to 2255 code for a protein of 709 amino acids. Gene Ontology annotation, molecular function: carboxypeptidase activity. The record is from RefSeq and is a predicted model, not a curated record. Lineage: Eukaryota; Viridiplantae; Streptophyta; Magnoliopsida; Rosales; Moraceae.
UUUCUCCACUCACCUCUCUCUCUUUUACUCUGCUACUAACAACAACAAAACCAAGAACACCAAGAACCGAUUCUUCAAAUCUUCUUUCUCUCUCUCUCCCUUCUUUCUCUCUCUUCAUUCUUUGAAUGGCUCAGCUCUGGUCCAAACCACCGGUACCGACGGCGGCAUCCACAAAGCCACCACGGCCUCUCUACACGUUUCUCUUCAUCGUGAUCCUCUGCAUUCUGGGUUUUUACACCCUGCAUUACGCCCACUCUGCACCCCCGCUCUCAACUUCCCAAAAUGCCCUCCGCCUCUUCCUCUCCGCCGCCACCAACUUCACCCUCUCCGCCUACCUCCGCGACCUCACCCUGCACCCUCACCUCGCCGGAACAAAACCCUCCCUUCGCACCACCCACUACGUCCUCAACCACUUCACCUCCCUCGGCUUACGAGCCCACGCGGUGGCUUACGACGCGCUGCUCUCUUAUCCUACGCACUCCUCCCUCUCGGCGCACUUUAGCAACGGCACCGAGUUGGUAUUCCCCUUGUCGGAGUCAACCGGUAGCGGAAGCGGAAACGGAAACGACGCCGUCGUGAGGCCGUACCACGCGUACUCGCCGUCGGGGACGGCGCGUGGGGCGAUGGCGGUGUUCGUGAACUUCGGGAGGGAGGAGGACUAUCGUGCGCUGGGGGGGAUGGGGGUGAACGUUAGCGGCUGCGUGGUGAUCGCGAGGAAAGGCGGCGGACUUCCGAGGGCGGCGGUGGUGGAGAGGGCGGCGCUAAACGGUGCCGUUGCGGUGCUAUUGUAUACCGGGGGGGAUAGGUUUAGGAAGGGGUUCGAGAGGGGGACGGUGAUGAGGGGGCUUGGGGACCCACUCAGUCCCGGGUGGGCCGGGGUUGAGGGUGGCGAGAAGUUGGGCCUCGGUGAUGACGAAGUUUCUGGAAGGUUCCCUAAGAUUCCGUCCCUGCCGCUGUCGGUUGACGAUGCUGAGGUCAUUCUCGAGUCGCUAGGCGGCGCGCCGACGCCGAGCGAGUGGAGGGACGCGCUGGACUUGAAGGUUGACCAUGUCGGACCGGGUCCGACACUCGUUGACUUUGAUUACCAGGGAGAGAAAAAAGUGGUGAAGAUUCACAAUGUGUUCGCUGUCAUAAAAGGGUUAGAAGAGCCUGAACGGUAUGUGCUACUUGGAAACCACAGAGAUGCAUGGACCUAUGGGGCGGUUGACCCCAAUAGUGGAACUGCAGCCUUACUCGACAUUGCUCGUCGAUUUUCUCUCAUGAUGAGGUCGGGGUGGAGGCCUCGACGGACUAUCGUUCUCUGCAGUUGGGAUGCCGAAGAGUUUGGAAUGAUUGGAUCGACGGAGUGGGUCGAACAAAACCUUGUAAAUUUGGGAUCCAAAGCUGUUGCGUACCUUAAUGUUGAUUGUGCGGUUCAAGGACCAGGGUUCUUUGCUGGUGCUACUCCUCAACUAGAUAACCUUCUUCUUGAAGUCAUAAAGAAGCAAUUUCAGGUUGAAGAUCCUGAUUCGGAGGGCGAGACAAUGUAUCAGAAAUGGGCAUCUAGAAAUAGUGAGAAUAAUAUAGAGAGACUCGGAAGAGUGGAUUCUGAUUUUGCUGCAUUUGUGCAACAUGCUGGAGUUCCAUCUGUAGAUAUGUAUUAUGGAGCAGAUUUUCCCACAUAUCACACUGCUUUUGACUCCUAUGACUGGAUGAUAAAUUAUGGAGAUCCUUCUUUCAAGCGCCAUGUGGCUGUUGCUGGAGUCUGGGGACUUCUAGCUCUUCACCUUGCUGAUGAUCCAAUUCUGCCUUUUAACUAUAUCUCUUAUGCAGAGCAGCUAAAGAGGCAUAAAGAGGUUUUGAGCAACUUAUUGGGUGGACUUGUUUCUCUUUCUCCUCUAUCCACAUCAAUUCAAGAUUUUGCCUCUGCAGCCAAAGAAGCAGAAAUUGAAACACAGAAACUCAGAGAGCAAGAAACUACAAGUGAACUGGUCGUAUUGAAGAAGCGGGCAUUAAACGACCGGUUGAUAUUUGCCGAAAGAGGCUUCCUCGACACAGAUGGACUCGAAGGAAGACGAUGGUUCAAGCAUCUUAUAUAUGGGCCUUCUAGUGACCCAGAAAGUAAACUAGACUUCUUUCCUGGAAUAGCAGAUGCAAUAUCUAGAACAACUAGAAUGAGUUUGAGUCAGAAGAAGGCUAUAAUUCAGCAUGAAGUCUGGAGGGUUGCCAGAGCCAUCCAAAGGGCUACUAGUGCCCUCAGAGGAGAACUUACUUAAUAUAUGAAGUCUGUGUAAAGCAAAAAAAAGAGUUGAACAAGACAAUACAUAUUGGGAGAGCGAGAGCGUACGUUACUUGGAUUUGUAUAUAUGAGUGGAGUACUAAUAUCUCUCCUGUUACCAGUUGUAUGUGCAGUUUUUUCCUCCCACUCCUUUUUUGAAUGUAAAUCAUGGUUAGUGUAUCUUAGAUCAAUUUGUUUUGACCUUUUUUCCUCUCGCUUUUUUUUUUUCCUUCACUUGUUCACCUU